AUGCAAAUCAUCAUAUUAAGACUGGCGGCUGUGCUUUGUCUCGGGACACUUGCCUUGUCUACUAUACAACCAACUGCCACAACACCACCACAGUUGCCUUCCAAGGAACGUCCACGAGGGUGCGACUGCUUCACUGUCUCUGGUCCUGAUCCUGGAUACUUCCAGCACUACAAACUCUGGGACUUUCGAACAGUCGAUUUAAGCAAACAUGCCCAUCUCAAUCUCACAGAUUCUCUUUCAGAUGGUGAAAGGGACUGGGAUGAUGAUGACGAAGGCGAUGAGGAAGGGCAGAACAUAGCCUAUACCACGGCUCCACCUUACGGCAAGAAGAAGUCCGACCCUAGCUCCCUGGUCUUCUUCAAAACCGCCUUCGAGCGAGAUUGGAGCAGUCAAGACUGGGAACGCCAGCGCUCCCCCAAAGCCCCAGUUUACAUGGUCAACUCGAAACACAACGUCUUUCUCACCAAGGAUUAUGAGCGUGAAGAUCCUCAUGCAACUUACCUCGUUCUGCGCACCACCCGCCAUGACAACUACACAUCCACCGCAGAGAUUGAAACUCGCGUCCAUAACAUCUACCGUUGUUCGCUUCGUGUCCGACUGCGCUUCUUGCCGGCAAACUUCAUCGUGUCCCAGCCACCACAGCCGAGAGAAUGGCCACCGCGGGAUCCACUGAAACACGCCAUCGCGCCUUUAAAUAACCGGACUACAAUGGGCAACCGAACAGUUCCGUUCCAUGAGGGAAGCCCGCCCCCAGGCGCAUGCGCCGGCAUCUUUACCUACCACGAUCAUCAUUCUGAAUCAGAUAUUGAAAUUCUGACACGAGACCCAACACAUCGUGUGCGCUAUGCCAAUCAGCCAGACUACGACCCUGUGACCGAUCAGCAAAUCCCUGGGGCAAGCACGGUAGCGGAUCUCCCCAUCCCGUGGACAUCAUGGGCCACGCAUCGUCUGGACUGGCUUUCGGACAUAUCACGAUGGUUUGUGAACGACCAGAUACAAGAUGCCAAGUCCUAUCGAGUCCCUGAGCUGGAAAGCAUGAUUGUGCUCAAUCUUUGGAGUGAUGGCGGGGCGUGGACUGGCGACAUCAAAAUCGGCGAAAGUAUAUACAUGGGCAUUGAAUAUAUCGAGCUGGUCUACAAUCGUUCUACCGAUGCCCCCGGUUGGAAUUUCUCUUCUCAGCAUCAUAAUGACCAGCAAAGAUUUCCUUUCGCAAAUACUUCCAUCAUUGACAACGAUUCGAGCCACGGGAAUUCUUCUGAUGAAAAGCAUGCUUGUCCCCCAGGAAGACAGGGGCGCGAGUGUAGAAAGGGGGAUACAGGAAUCCGCCUCAUCAUGAAUUUUGCCAGAGAUCAUGCAACAUCGAUGGAAUUGAGCCUUGGCAUGCUGGGUGACCAUUGUGCUAUCAGUCGUUUUGGACAUUAUUAUCUUUUCUUGGAGGAUGUUGAGCACCGGCGGGGAUUGGCGACAUGGGUAUACUGUAUUCUCUAUCGAGCACACAGAAUACAGAGACCUUGA
This is a messenger RNA of Penicillium canescens, 1515 nucleotides long. RefSeq names its product glycoside hydrolase family 16 protein. Bases 1 to 1515 code for a protein of 504 amino acids. The transcript has a single exon. NCBI's taxonomy places the organism in Eukaryota, Fungi, Ascomycota, Eurotiomycetes, Eurotiales, Aspergillaceae. The record is from RefSeq and is a predicted model, not a curated record.